This is a messenger RNA of Astyanax mexicanus (Mexican tetra), 3365 nucleotides long. Its product is annotated as zinc finger protein 658B-like. NCBI's taxonomy places the organism in Eukaryota, Metazoa, Chordata, Actinopteri, Characiformes, Acestrorhamphidae. Gene Ontology annotation, molecular function: RNA polymerase II transcription regulatory region sequence-specific DNA binding; DNA-binding transcription factor activity, RNA polymerase II-specific. Gene Ontology annotation, cellular component: nucleus. The record is from RefSeq and is a predicted model, not a curated record. The transcript has 2 exons. Gene Ontology annotation, biological process: regulation of transcription by RNA polymerase II. The coding region runs from base 563 to 2374 and encodes 603 amino acids.
AUAUAAGGAUUUUUGAGAAAAGUUACUGGCAAAAUGAGGUCUUAUAUCAGUUCUAGUCACUCUUCUGUGCAUUUUUAGCGGGUAUUGAAGCAUAUUUUGCCUAAUAAUUAAUUAUUUCUGCCCCGGUCGGGUUAUCGGAUCAACAUUUCCAAAAAACACAUCUUGAACUCAGGAGCGCGUAUCACUGUUAGCCUGAAGCCAGUGUGGUGGAAAAUAAUGAACUGUUAUCAGGAGUUGUAAAAAAAAAAAAAUCAGGUUUGUGAAGCAUUGAUUUGGAUUAAUGUAUUUGGUUAAUGUGUGGAAACUUUUAUAAAUUGGUUUAAAGGAAAAAGCUUUGGACAUCAUCUGUCGUGAUCAAUGUAGAACGAAUCAAGCAUCGGCAAUGUGAUUCGAACCUCAAAGCUUCAUAUUAAAGGAAAUUAAAAUAUUUUCCUGAAAUUCAUCACCAACAACCAGGAUAUUUAACUAAGAGCAAAGUUAAACUGCUGAAAGAGGUGAAGCAAAAGCCAUCCAGAAGAAUCUCCAGAACACGCAAAAAUUGUUUGCUACAUUUAAAAGACAAAUGAAGCCAAGUCCCGACAUGGAGAAACAUCAGCACUCUGUCAAGAGUUUUACUAAACAGAGUGAUCUCAAAAAACACCAGCGCAUUCACACAGGAGAAAAACCGUAUCACUGCACAGACUGUGGAAAGAGUUUUAAUCGACAGAGUCAUCUCCAACAACACCAGCGCAUUCACACAGGAGUGAAACCAUUUCACUGCUCAGACUGUGGAAAGAGUUUUAAUCAACAGAGUCAUCUCAAAAGUCACCAGCGCAUUCACACAGGAGUGAAACCGUUUCACUGCUCAGACUGUGGGAGGAGUUUUAAUCAACAGAGUAAUCUUAAAAUACACCAGCGCAUUCACACAGGAGUAAAACCAUAUCACUGCUCAGACUGUGGGAAGAUUUUUACUACCCAGAGUGAUCUCAAACAACAUCAGCGCAUUCACACAGGAGAGAAACCAUAUCACUGCUCAGACUGUAGGAAGAGUUUUAUUACACAGAGUAAACUUAAAAUACAUCAGCGCAUUCACACAGGAGAGAAACCUUAUUACUGCUCAGACUGUGGGAAGAGCUUUAAUCGACUGGAGACUGUCAAACGGCAUCAGCGCAUUCACACAGGAGAGAAACCGCAUCACUGCUCAGACUGUGGGAAGAGUUUUACUAUACAGAGUAAUCUCAAAAUACACCAGCGCAUUCACACAGGAGAGAAACCGUAUCACUGCUCAGACUGUGGGAAGAGUUUUACUAUACAGAGUAAUCUCAAAAAACACCAACGCAAUCACACAGGAGAGAAACCGUAUCACUGCUCAGACUGUGGGAAGAGUUUUACUAAACAGAGUAAUCUCAAAAUACACCAGCGCAUUCACACAGGAGAGAAACCGUAUUACUGCUCAGACUGUGGGAACAGUUUUACUCAACAGAGUAAUCUCAAAAUGCAUCAGCGCAUUCACACAGGAGAGAAACCGUAUCACUGCUCAGACUGUGGGAAGAGUUUUACUGAACAGAGUGCUCUCAAAAUACACCAGCGCAUUCACACAGGAGAGAAACCGCAUCACUGCUCGGACUGUAGGAAGAGUUUUAUUACACAGAGUAAACUUAAAAUACAUCUGCGCAUUCACACAGGAGAGAAACCUUAUUACUGCUCAGACUGUGGGAAGAGCUUUAAUCGACUGGAGACUGUCAAACGGCAUCAGCGCAUUCACACAGGAGAGAAACCGUAUCACUGCUCAGACUGUGGGAAGAGUUUUACUACACAGAGUGAUCUCAAAAAACACCAGCGAAUUCACACAGGAGAGAAACCGUAUUACUGCUCAGACUGUGGGAAGAGUUUUACUACACAGAGUGAUCUCAAAAAACACCAGCGAAUUCACACAGGAGAAAAACCGUAUCACUGCUCAGACUGUGGGAAGAGUUUUACUAAACAGAGUAAUCUCAAACUGCAUCAGCGCAUUCACACAGGAGAGAAACCAUAUCACUGCUCAGACUGUAGGAAGAGUUUUAUUACACAGAGUAAACUUAAAAUACAUCUGCGCAUUCACACAGGAGAGAAACCUUAUUACUGCUCAGACUGUGGGAAGAGCUUUAAUCGACUGGAGACUGUCAAACGGCAUCAGCGCAUUCACACAGGAGAGAAACCGUAUCACUGCUCAGACUGUGGGAAGAGUUUUACUACACAGAGUGAUCUCAAAAAACACCAGCGAAUUCACACAGGAGAGAAACCGUAUUACUGCUCAGACUGUGAGAAGAGUUUUACUACACAGAGUGAUCUCAAAAAACACCAGCGCAUUCACACAGGAGAGAAAAAUGUCCCAAAUUUGUCCCAUGGCAAUUAACAGCGCAAAUCAUAAAUUCCACCAGAAACAAAUAUGAACUGUAUUUAACAAUGGAUUUUACAGGUUCAGCAAAACUAUUCUUAUCCAGGGAUGAUGUGUAUAGAAUUCCAUGUUAUGUUUUUAUGUCUUUUAAGUUUGAAUAUUCCAGGACAUUCUUUGUGAGACAGAGCUCAGUUUUUAGGUUAGUUACUGUUGCGCAGUAAGGUUACAGGCUCAUUCACUCCCUCUGCUGGUGUUCUUGUUUGUCUAUGGUUCAGUCCAAUUAAAAAUCUGUUACUAUAGAGCAUAGGUCGGCAAUAGGCGGCCCGCGGGCCAGAUGCGGCCCGCAAGCAAGAAACAUCUGGCCCGUGAGGUUGAACUAUAAUGAAAAAAAAAUCGGACUGUCCGUCUCAAAAAUGCUCUUUAUUUAGAAACUUAAUUUUCCAAAACAGAAAAAUUUAUUAAAGAUUUUUGAUAGAGCCACGGGCUGUUAGAUAACUGCUAGCUUCUUUAUUCUGUUAUUUUUUUUUUAUUCGUUUGUUUUUUUUUAUUUAACAAACAGGUAUAUCAUUAAUAGCGCCCCCAAUGGUCAUUCCACAGAUUUCACCCACAUCAGCCCACUUGAAUGUCUGCUUGUCAUUUUAAGAGCGCCCUCCCGCCACCGCGCCCGCCAUCCCCCCCCCCCCCCCCCCCCCCCGCCAAGUGCUUGUGGCCCGUCAUGUAAUGGCUUGGAAUAAAUCUGGCCCGCGGCCAAACUUAAUUGCCGACCCCUGCUAUAGAGGGAUAUAGAGAGAUAUUUGGUUGUGUUGUAUUACUCAAGUUUUAUACUCUCUUAUCUUUUCCUUAUUGAAUAUUAAAUGUUGCUUAUGUUUUUUUUAAUCUCCAAAGUUACUAAGAAUAUCCAAAUAAUGUAGUUUCUUAAUUGUUUUUAUCCAGUACAAACUAUUAUCUUCGUAUUACUUCACCUCUAUAUUUACCCAUGUGUGUUUUAAUAAACGGCUUUUAUAUUGCA